Messenger RNA from Anneissia japonica, 3902 nucleotides. Its product is annotated as conserved oligomeric Golgi complex subunit 1-like. The record is from RefSeq and is a predicted model, not a curated record. NCBI's taxonomy places the organism in Eukaryota, Metazoa, Echinodermata, Crinoidea, Comatulida, Comatulidae. Gene Ontology annotation, biological process: intra-Golgi vesicle-mediated transport. Gene Ontology annotation, cellular component: Golgi apparatus; COG complex.
UUAUAUACAGAAGAUGGAGAAAAUGGAUACCAAUACACUUUUUGAGCAGUUCACUGUUGAUGAGAUUCGACAAGUAGAACGAAACACAAGGGCUGAUAUUGAGAAGAAGAAGGAAGAUCUAAGACUGAUGGUUGGUGAGCGAUAUCGUGAACUUAUUGAAGCCGCAGAUACGAUUACAGACAUGAAGAUAUGCUCAGACAGGAUUGUAAAGUCAGUAAAGGAGAUGCAGAAUUAUUGUACUACUCUGCGAACAACGCAUUUAACUAAGGGAAUUGGCACCGCAAUCAGAACACAAGCUAAAGACAAGACUUGCAAGAGCACCUUUUAUUCCAUUGCAUCACAGAUUAAACUUCUCCUUGACAUGCCAGAAAAAAUUUGGGGUGCAAUAGAAAACAGACAGCAUCUGCGAGGGACACAACUGUAUCUAUUAGCUUGUCAUAUCAUGAGUAGUCUGCAGCUUGAUGGCGUUAACCAACAGUCCACGCAACUGUUAACCUGGUUCCCAAUAUUGUCACGCCAGUGGGCAGCUGUUAGUCAUUUUAAAGCUAGUAUAUUACAGAGUUGUAGAAGUAUGUUGAAGGAUUCAGUUAUGUCGGAUGAGGACACAUCAGAAGCACUUUGCUCCAUUAUUCUCCUGGAAGAUAGCUCACCAAGACAAGUCUUCACAGAGUUCCUUCUUGCUAGGAAGACAGCUGUUCAGCAUUGUUUUCAAUCAGCACAUCAUGGUGCUAGUAUUAAGCAGCAAGUUUGCAAUGUAAUCCAGCUGAUCUCAACCACCAUACGCCAAAUCUAUACAAUCUUCUACUGCGAUGAGAACAAAUCGGGAACUUCCCCUAUUGAGAAGAAGCAAGGGGAUUCCCCCAAAUCAGACCUGCUUCUGCAUACGUUAACUGCAGUUACUUCACUACCAAAAAAUGAUUCAGAAGACUUACUUGCUAAAGAAGUAAUGGGUGGAUCAUAUACGAAGCAUCUUCCUGCAUCAAUAACUGGAUUUAGACCAAGUCUGCGGACACCAGGUGUUGCUAUCUCUGCACAGUACCUGCAUCAGAGUGUGGAGGAAUGGGUUGACACCUGUGUUCAGGAUGUACAUACAGGAGUCGGCAGACUAUUCAACUACAUCAACACCAUCAAAGGCUUGACUUCCAUACGUGAUGCAUUAUGGGAACUACUCAAACAAGAUGAAGAUGUAGUGGACUGGAAAGUAGCAUGUAAGAGCAUUAUGAACCAACCAUUAUCUCUGUGGGGGGAGUUUGUUCGACCGCUGUUCCUGAACAGAGCCCAGGCCAUUAUACAAGAUGACUUAGAUAAAACCACAACAACCAUACAGAACACUACUAACCAGGUGAUCCAAGAGAUAAACUCCAAUCCAGAUGAAAGGGACAUUGCUGGGUUUGUGUGGACAGAGUCUGCUAGUGACAUGCCAAAUGCAGCAGCCUGGAGUGGAGGCUCAAGCAAGUUGCCUUCUGAUGCUGGAGGACUUUACAUGAAGACUAGAGCGUAUACAAAUCAAGUACAGAGUCUCUGCUCAGCGUUUAAUACAAAACUACAGAAACUACUAGAAGACUUGUCCAUCUACACACAACAGGCAGACAAGAAAGAGAACAAGUACCAACUUGCUGGCAAAUCAGGAUUAAGUAUGUGUGGGCCAUUUGAUCGUUAUUCCGACACAGAAACUCUUCAUAGCUUCUUGCAGUUGGCAUGUACCAAGUGUGUCCAUAGAAUCAUUGAUCAUGUGAGUUCCCAUCUUGACACCUGUCAAAAACACCUUGCUGAGAAGAAACAGCAACCAGAGGAAUGUACCAUUGUUGUGGAUAGGUCUGUGGCACUUGGUAGGAUCUGUUUGGCAUUGACGGAGUUGGCUCCAAAUCUACAAAUCUGUGUUACCAUUGCAGAUCAGAAAGACACAAAGCAAAGACAGACCAGUAUUUGGGGCUGUUACACUGCUGAGGCCUUCUUGGAUGACUACAACACUGCGAUGUUAAAGUGCACGCCAGCCACACUCCUAGCAUCUUGCACGCAAUGGGCAGAAGUUGAGAUCCAAGAGGAGACAGAGGAUGGCAAGAAAAUCAGCUCCAAAAUAAGAUUACCUGUACAGUGUUCAUGGUAUGUACAAUCACUUCUCUUUGAACUGUGCGCCGAAAUCAACCGUGUCGGUGGACACGCGCUUUCUAGAGAAACAAUUUGCAAUUUGGUGAAGAAAGUUACAGAUAGCAUUGUGGAUAUUUACCAACAAUUGUUGGACUCUAAAGAGGUGGUUAUAAAACUAUCCCAGCCAAGAGUACUUCAGAUGCUGUUUGAUCUACGCUUUGUUUCUACCAUCAUGACAGGAAGAGGAGAUGAUAAGAAGGCUAACACCGCUUAUACAGCUAAAGUGGAAAAGUUGAUUGACCGAUUCGAGUCAAAGAUUGACCCCUUUGAUCUUGAUGUCUUCACCAGCCAUUUUAACGCCAACUUAUCAAGACACAUUCAUCGCAGUUCAAUUUUACUUGGAGCAUUAACUAGCCUGGACAAGCAUGUCUACUCUGGGCAUAAAGCAGUCCAAGCUGGCCGACAAGAACAUCACAACAUACUUCCGUUGUCAACAAGCCAGGCUAGGUUCAACCUGCUUCCUCUCAGCUCACAAUCCACCUUCACCCUGCCAACCAACAUGCCAAGAGUUCCACAAACACCUCUUAGUCCAUCCGCUUUCAAGUCUCCACCUGUGAAAGAGACAGAAAAAUUUGCCACUAAGUCUGGGGCAUUCUACUCAAGACUAGGUUCUCUGAAGACCAGUUGGCUAGCAAAUAUUGGAAAGGAGUAACUGCCAGAAUUGAAGCACAGUAAGAGUUUGUUGUAAUAAUGUAUAUGAAAAUAAUAUAUAAAGUGCCGGCAUACCGGCCUGGAAAAAAUGUGAGGGCGCUGUUGAAAGUUUGCAAUUAAAAAAAUUUCCGGUGGUUGGGUUUUUAUGAUAAGGUACUGAAAAAUGUUGUUGUUUUGAUGUAUGAAGACAGUCACGCAUCAUUUUACAUAGAAAACGUUCUAUAAGUCCUCGGAGACCGAAUCGAGGCAAGAUAAUUUCAUGGCCCAUUGGUUGGUUUUCUUUUUAGUAGUUCAUGAUCGGAUAAAACAACCGUGACCCCUGCAAGCAUUCUGGGUUUAUGUCUUCUGUUCGCUAGCAUGAUGGUAUUCUGUGAUCAGUAAUACUUAUCAGAUACUCUUGAUAUUGGCAGAAUUACACUUUUCUAUCAUUAUAUGAAGAAAUAAAGAUCCCAUUGGAAGCAUUCAAUUGUUUUAAGGGUUGUGACCUAACCUCAAGUUCAUUUUAAUUUUGUGUUGUGUCAAUUUCGCAAUUUUAACUCAGAAAUUGUUUUGGUUUCAUUUUUAUUUACUGUUUUGUUAAAAAUAUUUUUUGGUUUUACUUCAGUUCAAUACAAGCUAUGAUGUAAAUAAUAAUUGUUAUUUAUGAUGAUUGACACAAUUAUUAUUUAUAUUUAAAUAUAUCUGUUAUUUGCAUAUUAUAUAAAACUUUUGAUAUUCAACAUAUAAAAUAUUUACAUUUACAGAUCAAGGAAUAUAUAAAUGUAACUGUUAUUAAAAGAUAGUUUUAUGAAUUUUAAAAUAAUUAAUAAUAAAAUCUGCCUAUUGAUAUAGAGAAGGGGAAUUAACAAUAUAGAAUUAGUUACAUUUUGAUUGGUAUUUAACAGCUUAUAUUAAAAGGUAAUACUGUAAUUUGCAUGUUUUUACUAAAACGAUAUUGGUGUAUACUUAAACAAUAUCGACAGUAUUAAACAAAAUACAAAGAAAGCGAUACAAACCAUUAUGGUUUGAUAUUUUAAACUUUAUUUAAUUUAGGGAUGAAUUAAAAAAUAUUGUAUUAUUAGAAUAGCUGGGGAGAAAUAAAAUUAUGAUUUUGUGGAAAAAAA